Messenger RNA from Coccidioides immitis RS, 1255 nucleotides. RefSeq lists its product as uncharacterized. Bases 182 to 463 code for a protein of 93 amino acids. Gene Ontology annotation, biological process: proton motive force-driven ATP synthesis. Gene Ontology annotation, molecular function: proton transmembrane transporter activity. The transcript is spliced from 3 exons. The record is from RefSeq and is a predicted model, not a curated record. Lineage: Eukaryota; Fungi; Ascomycota; Eurotiomycetes; Onygenales; Onygenaceae.
GAUUGCUCGACCAGCCAAGCGAUCCCAUCCCCGCGCGUCCAAGGACCCAUUGCUCGUCCGGGCUGUCUUGUCUGAUAUCUUGGACCAUUCGCACAGACACUCUUUGCUGCACCCGCCGUUUCCUCUCGCUAUCCCUCCGAUUGACCCCAAGAUCUUUGGGGUGACAUCUUCCAAUCCAGCCAUGGCCACAUCUCAAGGAAUUAACGUGUUGCGCUAUUCUGCCCUUUUUUUUGGUGUUUUCUACGGCUUCUAUCACCAAUCCUCGUUGAACGCACAAGCGAAGGCCGCCCAGCAAGACCGUGAAUAUCACCGGAAAGAGCAAUUGAUAGAGCAAGCCAAGGCUGAGUUUGCGAGAAGAAAUUCGCCUGCGCCAAAGGAGCCAGAGACUGGUGUGAUUACGGAUCCGGAUGAUGCAAGAUUCGAUCUAGAAGCCUUCUUGAAGAUGAAAGCUGGUGAAAAAUAGAGCAGAGGUGCGAACUUGAAUGUCGAUGAGGUUUGAGAUGAAACGCGCAAAGGAACCAGCGGAUGAAUCCGGGGCGGAUAUCACAGCAAUUCUGAUCGGCCUGACGUCAAUUUGCAGGCGGAGAGAAUAUCCAUUUUGUACUAUUUGUAUCAUUUAAAGAUCUCCUCCUUGGACCGACAAAAAGGGGUACCAGAUCAAUAGAUUUCAUUUUUCUGUUGUACAUAUCAUUGGGUAUCUCUUAAUACCGUGCGCCUGACUUACAGGUCGCAUUGUUGUUGAUCUGGUGUCAGUGAAGCGAUUGUCUCUUCCCUCUAGAACAAGAGCCCAAUUGCCGGCAAACCAGUGGUCUACAACACGGCAAUUGGUUUCGCGGCAAUCGGCUUUCCCUCUCGCAUAUUGCCCGAUAAUGUAAGAUGCCGUUGUUGGCAAAGGAUCGGAGGCACGUGCCUCGUACGAUUCAUGGCCCCCUUCUUUCAUUGAAUGAAUAUCCACACAAAUCCAUGGCUCAGCCGCCAUAAUUCCCCAAAAGCGCCGCCAGUUUCCCAAUUUUGACUUGGUCUAACUCAGUGCCGCCAGAGACGGGACGGGGCACCGGCUUCAAUAGCUUUGUAUCCGAAUCAUACUCCCACCCUUUUUCCACUAAGGCUGCAAUCAAUUCUGAAGUGGCCGAAUCUGGAAUAUCUCCCAUUGCGUCAUUUUCCGCUGAGCUAAGAUUGAAGCCGAGGUAUAAAGCCGCGGUCUCAGGUCGGAUGGCUCCGUAAGUGAUGCUGAGCUCGCCCAGCGUCUUGUCAC